AUGCUCUCUGAGGAAUUCGUCUCGGCGAUAUGUGGGGCACCGCUCUCCUCCAACACAGCCAUCGCAAAGGAUGUUGGCAUCUACUGCCACACCCUCAGCCCCACGUACUCAGUCAAGUCAACCUUCAAAAAGAGUUCAGUUCCAGUGAACUGCCUUGCCAUCAGCGAGACCCACAUCUUCGCCGCCCAGCAUGAGAAAGCCUAUGUCCAUGUCUACUCCAGACUCCGGGGGAACCAGGAGGCGUUUGUGGCUUUCCCGGAGAGGAUACGAUGCCUGACGCUGGUCGGCGAUGUUCUCGUCAUGGGCACCACCGAGGGCCGUCUGAUGCUCUGGGAGACAGGCACUGGCCGGCUGGCCUCGACCCCAGCACGCCACGUCCAGGGAAUUUCUUGCGUGGCCGCCGCAUCCUCCUAUAUUUUGACAGGGUCCGCCGACUCGGAUAUCCACGUGUGGUCGCUGCCACAGCUGCUUGAACUGGACUCUGCCGCCGAGCACGAGCCGCAACGGAGCCUCUCCAACCACAGAGCUGCCAUUGUCGGCCUUGCCGUGAGCUCCAGUGUUAGCAGCGACACAAACUUUUGUGUUUCUGCGAGCAAGGAUAAGUCAUGCAUCAUUUGGAACUACCAGACUGGCGAUGCUCUACGGACACUCCUCUUCCCCAGCUUCCCCUUGUGUCUGUCCCUCGAUCCGUCUUCUAGAGCCAUCUGUGUGUCCUGCGAGGACGGGUCGCUCUACUUGACCGAGGUGUUUGCUGAGAAGCCCCUGUUGGGGCCAGGCGCCGAAGAGGCCACGACGGUCGUGCAGGUUUCUUCGCCCUUCGGUGCGACGCUGCCUGACGUGGGGCCGGCUUCUUGCCUGAGCCUGAGUUACGACGGCACCAUGCUGCUCACCGGGCACCCCAGGGGCCAGAUAAUGCGAUGGGAUAUUGCAGAAAAUAAGUCACCCGUCGAACUGGUCAACCUCAACGCAGCCGUUACCAAUAUUGACUUUGUUUCGCCAUUCCCAACGGACAAGCCUACUAAGACGGUGAACAUCAUCAAGCCAUCACAAGCCGAGCGCGCGUAUACGUUCGCCGCCCAAUUCGACUCAUAUUCGGGGGCGGAAACUAGAUUCGAUUCACUACUCAAUGCCGCCGGCUUUCCGCAGGAGGCUAUAGAGAGCGCAAUAGCGGCGUUCAGCCAGCCCGUCGCUGAGGCGACUGGCGACGAAGACCUGAAGAAGCAGAAUGAAGAGCUGUGGGACAUCAUCAACGAGCAGAGGGCACUGCAAAAACAGACGCUCGAGCGUUUUGCUGAGGCUAAACCCAACCGGUGA
Messenger RNA from Chaetomium globosum CBS 148.51, 1314 nucleotides. RefSeq lists its product as uncharacterized. Gene Ontology annotation, cellular component: nuclear pre-replicative complex. Gene Ontology annotation, biological process: DNA-templated DNA replication; rRNA processing. Lineage: Eukaryota; Fungi; Ascomycota; Sordariomycetes; Sordariales; Chaetomiaceae. The transcript has 2 exons. The record is from RefSeq and is a predicted model, not a curated record. Gene Ontology annotation, molecular function: protein binding. The coding region runs from base 1 to 1314 and encodes 437 amino acids.